AAAUAGCCGCGUCAGAGUUGAUGCGCAAUCCCACAGUAUGAGGAGAGCUUUGACGGCGGCGGCGAUACUUCUCCACCGGCGGUCUCCCGUCGUCUUCAUUUCCACUUCGGCCUCUCCUCUUUCUCCUCCUCCUCCCCUCGAACCCUCGGCCUUCCUCACCGACGUCGAGCUCGCGGAGAUCCGCCUCCUCGUUCGUCGCCUCUGCGAGUCCGACCGACACGACGCAGCCGUCCGCCUCAUCACCACCGCCCUCCUUGCCGACCCCCCUCUCGAUGCCCUCCCCAUCGCCUCCCUGGCCGACCGCCUCUCCUCCCUCCCGGACAUGGUUGCCGCCAUGUCCCUCCUCACCGCACUCCGCUACCACCCCCGCCAUCCCUCCCCGAUCCCCUUCUGCUACUCCCUCAUCUCCUCCUACUUUCAAAAUAGCCGCCCUAAAGAGGCCGCCAAGGUCCUUUCUUGGCUCUUCCGGUCUGAUACCCCAUGCCGGCCCGACGCGGAGGUCUACCGGAUCUCAGUGGAAGGAUUUUGCCGGCUCGGCAGGAUGCUCGAUGCUCUUAUUGCCGUCAAGGAGAUGGUCUCCGAUAGGAUAACUCCGGCAAGCGAGACACGGGUGACAAUCUACCGGGGACUGCUCCAGCAGGCUCGGGUCGACGAGGCACAGGAGCUGGAUCCCGCAUUGAUGGUGAUCGAGCAGAGUGGUGAAGGAUUCGGUGAUGUUUUGAAGCUUCUCGACAGAAUAAUUAAGAACUGGGAGUAACCUACUGAUUCAUCCACUACCGAUAGCCACGAGCAAUGCAGGAAUUGGUGCAAAUGCAAUCUUCAUAAAUCAGGAAAGGAACUGCCAAAAACAUGAAAGGUAAAACACUUUUUUGUAAUAGUUAGCGUUGUGUCCACUAUGUUGUGCUUUCAAAUGCGUCCACCAUUUUUGUAUAGGGUACACUCAAAGUUGAUAAAGUUUCAAAACCAAAUGCCACUGUGCAUCCAUCUUAA
This is a messenger RNA of Zingiber officinale, 990 nucleotides long. RefSeq names its product pentatricopeptide repeat-containing protein At1g52620-like. Bases 38 to 757 code for a protein of 239 amino acids. The transcript is spliced from 2 exons. The record is from RefSeq and is a predicted model, not a curated record. Lineage: Eukaryota; Viridiplantae; Streptophyta; Magnoliopsida; Zingiberales; Zingiberaceae. Gene Ontology annotation, molecular function: protein binding.